AUGUUAAAAGAAGUGCUUUUAGGUGCUUACACUACCAUAGAGUCCAACAAGAGUGCUGCUCUUGUGUUUCUAUUCGCAGCAGUUUUGGUGUACAACUUGGUCUUGUACCCAUUCUAUAUAUCACCAUUCAAAAGCAUUCCUGGCCCUUACCUAUUUCGGAUCUCCCGACUCCCAUGCUUACACUACCAAAGAACCAACCAGUGGGUCUACAAAGUCCACGAGCUCCACAAGGUGUAUGGAGAUGUGGUGGUUCUCGCACCCAAUGAGAUCAGUGUUAAUGGUGAUCCCAAGUAUUUGAACGAUAUCUACACCAAAAACUUCCCCAAGUCUAAAUUCUACGAAAACUUCAGAAACCACGGGUUUAAAGACAACAUGUUUAGUUCGUUGGAGAAUGAUAGACACCUUAACUAUAAGAAGAAUAUCACCAGCAUCUACCUGAAGUCGGCUGUGUUCAACGGCAAAAACACCACCCGUUCAGUCAUCUUGAAAAAGGUCGAAAAGUUGCUCAGAAACAUUAAGGAGUCAAGUGGUGGAAAAACUACCAACUUGGGUAUUGAUGUCUACUCGCUUUUUGGAGCUUUGGCAUUGGAUGUGGUGACAGCCUUCGAAUUGGGUUCCGAAAACAGCACCGAUUUGUUGGACUUCCCAGAAAAAAGAAGCAUUGUCACCUAUCACCGGUAUGUUGCGUCGAUGGUAUUCUACACAACGCUCAUGCCGCAAUUCUGGGAUAUGGCUGCAACUGAGUUAAUCAAGAAGUCGUCUGCUAUCGUCGAGAAAUGGCAGUUGGGAAUUUACCACAAGGCCGAAGAGAAUGUACCUGUUCUCACUCCCGAACAGAAUACCACCACCUUGGAAUUGUUGAAGAAAAACAACUUGACGGGAGAGUAUGCCUAUUCUUUCUUGAGUGAUAACAUUUUUGCUGGUCAUGAGACCACCGCCAUCCAGUUGACAUACUUAACAUACGAGUUGUCCAGACCUAAACAUCAUUACUUGCAGAGAAUGUUGAAGGAGGAGUUGGACAAAGAGUUUGGUGCACCUUCAAGAGAAACCGAUGUGAUUGAGGAUUUCGAGAGGGUUGAUACUUUACCGGUUUUGAAUGCGUUAAUCUUGGAGAACUCUCGAGUCCACACCUCGAUUCCUGGAGCAGAACCUCGUGUGGUUGAUAGGCCCUACACCGUGAAUGGAACCGUUAUCCCCCCCAAUACGGUGAUCUCGGUUCAGCCUUAUUCGUAUCAUAGAGUGGAAAAGGUGUUUCCUAAACCAGAUCAUUUUGUGGCUGAAAGAUGGCUUCCACGGGAAAAUGAGUCUGAGUCUCAGUAUGCUUCCCGGUUCAAGUUGAUGAACAAAUACAUGAUUCCAUUUGGAAAGGGGGUUAGAAUGUGUCUUGGGAUGAACAUAGCUCAAAUCGAGAUGAAGAUGGCAAUUGCAAACAUUUAUUGGCAUUAUAACUCAAAGAUAUGCGAAAACUGGGCCCAAAUAGUUGAGUAUGACGAUUUGGAAAAAUUACCAGAACCUAUUAAAACUGCUAACCAGGUGGGAGAUAAGCUUACUGACGAGUCGAAGAUGACUAUGUUUGACACUUAUACCACUCGGCCAUACGAUGACGAAUGCUGGCUUGAGUUCUAUAGAAAUAAGUAUUAG
This is a messenger RNA of Yamadazyma tenuis ATCC 10573, 1641 nucleotides long. Lineage: Eukaryota; Fungi; Ascomycota; Pichiomycetes; Serinales; Debaryomycetaceae. The record is from RefSeq and is a predicted model, not a curated record.